AUGACGGCGAACACUCGAGAUUCUAGUCUUCAACCACUGACAGUAUACCCGCUUAAUGACCCGCCAUUAACUACGGAGCCUGAACCUUUUGAUGAUCCUAAUGAUUAUAAUCCAAACACCCCAAUUGCAUUAGAUUUCGGCUCGUAUGAAGUUCGGGCUGGAUUCACUUCACAAGAUACCCCAUCGCAUGUUUUCCCAACGAAGAUAGUAAGGUAUAAGGAAAGGAAGAUCCAAAAGGCAUUGACGUUCAUUGGAAAUGACUGUAGUCUCGACAAUGCAGUAAGAUCUCAUAGUAGGUCUCCAUAUGAUGGGUCUUUGAUCACCAAUUGGGAGUAUAUGGAAGAUAUGCUAUCUUAUACUUUCCAUCACCUUGGCGUUCAACCUAAUGAUGGAAUUUCGAAUCCCAUGAUACUUACCGAAAAGAUGGCUACAGUGCAAGCUCAAAGAUCGAAUUGGUACCAGCUACUGUUUGAAUGCUACGGAAUACCGCAAGUAACUUUCGGAAUAGAUGGACUUUUUUCAUUCUAUGCAAAUAAUUCACCUGAUUCAACUGGGUUAAUAAUAAAUAGUGGCCACGAGGAUACCAACAUCAUUCCUGUCAUUAAAGGUAAAGGGAUACUCUCCGAAGCAAAGAGGAUUGACUGGGGUGGUAACCAAUCAAUUGAUUAUCUAAAGAGCCUCUUAUCUUUGAAGUAUCCGUAUUUUCCUUCUAAAUUAACCGAUUAUCAUUUCCAGUCAAUGUACCAGAAUCAUUGUUAUUUUGCAAAAAACUACGAGGAAGAAGUUAGUGACAUGUUCAAGCUUGACGUUUUGGAAAACAAAGACAUUGUACUAGAAGCACCUUUCACAGAAGUUAUACAACCACAAAAGACCGAAGAAGAACUUAGAAUCCAAGCUGAAAAAAGAAGGGAGACUGGUAAGAGGUUACAAGAACAAGCCAAACAAAGAAGGUUAGAAAAACUUCGUCAAAAAGAGGAAGAGUAUGAGUAUUAUGUUAAUAUCAGAGAAGAAUUGCGCGACCAACCGAAGAGACAAAUUUUAAUAACUCUACAGAACGCAGGAUUUGACGAUGAACAAGACUUUAUCAACUACAUCUCAAACCUUGAAAAGGUUUUGAAAAGAGGCCGUAUAUUAGACGUGGAAGACGACGAUCAAGAAGAAUCUCAGGAGUCCAAAUUUGAUUUAGUGGAUGUCCCAGAUGAAGAGCUAAACGAUGAACAAAAAAAGGAGAAACGUAAGCAAAGGCUAUUAAAGGCUAACAUUGAAGCAAGAUUAAAGGCAAAAGAGGAAAAAGCACAAUUGCAAAAGGCAUUGGAAGAAGCGAAGAAAAAGGAUGAAGAUUGGCGGAAACAAGAUUUGAAAGGGUGGACAAGGGACAAAAGAUUCAAACUCGCGAAAUUGAUCAAAAGUAGAAAGGACAAGUUGAAGUUGAAGGAGGAAAUGAAGGACCGUAAAUCACAAGCUACUCAAAGAAGAAUGAAGAAUCUUGCAUCUUUGGCAGAGGACAGUGUUGGUCCCGGUAAAAGAUCUAGACAGGCCACUAUAGAUAACGAUCCCUCUGACACUUUCGGUGCGAAUGACGAUGACUGGACUAUCUAUAAUGAUAUAGCAAUCACACCAGAGGCUUUAGACGAAUCCAUCGAAGAUGAAUACCGGGAGAUUGUGGAACUAGAGAAAUCUUUGUUAGAGUUUGAUCCAUCAUUCACGGAAGAAGACACCCUAGAUGCGCAGUAUGAUUGGAGAAAUUCCGUCCUCCAUCUUUUCUUAAGAGGUCCUCGUCCUCAUAAUGGAGAAGAUGUUCAUCAACAACAUCAAUUACAUCUAAAUAUUGAAAGAAUACGAGCUCCUGAAGUCAUUUUUCAGCCCUCAAUGGGUGGUCUAGAUCAAGCUGGGAUUGCUGAGUUAGCCGAUGGAAUAUUAACUAAAAAGUUCGGAUCAGGGUCGAGUAAAUUAUCUCAACAAUGCCUUGAUAUGGCAUCAAACAUUUUCAUUACCGGUGGUAAUACUAAAAUUCCCAAUCUUCGCGAAAGAAUUGUGAAUGAGUUCACUGGAUUUUUACCUGUAAACACUCCAUUGAAUGUAAACUAUGCUCAAAACGUCUCGCUUGAUGCGUGGAAGGGUAUGGCAAAGUUUGCACGUAGCGAUACUUAUUCAAGUACUUGCGUUACCAAAGUGGAGUAUGAAGAGUUUGGCCCCAAUUAUAUCAAAGAACACAAGUUGGGUAAUGUUCGAUUUGUCGACUAA
Molecule: messenger RNA, 2244 nt
Organism: Kluyveromyces lactis
Lineage: Eukaryota; Fungi; Ascomycota; Saccharomycetes; Saccharomycetales; Saccharomycetaceae
Gene: ARP5
Product: actin-related protein ARP5
Exons: 1
Coding region: 1-2244 (747 amino acids)
Biological process (GO): regulation of DNA-templated transcription
Cellular component (GO): cytoplasm; Ino80 complex
Source: RefSeq, a predicted model, not a curated record